AUGGCAAAAGCAAUAUCACUGAACAAGACAGGGAAAGUGCGAGGAUCGACUCCAAAAGUCGCAAAGUCAGACAAGCCCAAGCCAAAGAAGGGGAGAGCUGCAAAGAGAGCGUUAUACGAGAAAAGAGCUGCAAAGGGGUACUUUGAGGGCACUAUGAGCAUGAACCCGCAGGAGGUUAAGUAG
Molecule: messenger RNA, 183 nt
Organism: Nematocida major
Lineage: Eukaryota; Fungi; Microsporidia
Product: small subunit ribosomal protein S30e
Exons: 1
Coding region: 1-183 (60 amino acids)
Biological process (GO): translation
Cellular component (GO): ribosome
Molecular function (GO): structural constituent of ribosome
Source: RefSeq, a predicted model, not a curated record